CCCGCCGCCCCCCCUCAGGAUGCACUGCGGGAACGUGAUGAAGCCGUCCCUGAAGGACAGCAGCGGCAGCCACGGCUCCCCGACCAGCGGGAUGCUGCACGGCAUCUUCUUCAGCUGCAACACGGAGUUCAACACGGGGCAGCCCCCCCAGGACUCCCCCUACGGCCGCUACCGCUUCCAAAUCCCGGCUCAGCGCCUCUUCAACCCCAACACCAACCUCUACUUCGCGGACUUUUACUGCAUGUACACGGCGUACCACUACGUGGUGUUGGUGCUGGCGCCCAAGGGAUCCAGCGGGGACGCGUUCUGCAGGGAGCGCCUGCCGCAGCUGGACAUUGCGUGCAACAAAUUCCUGACGUGCAGCGUGGAGGAAGGCGAGUUGGUGUACCGACACGCUCAGGACAGCAUCCUGGAGGUGAUUUACACCGAACCGGUGGACCUGAGCCUGGGAGCGCUGGGGGAGAUCAGCGGCCAUCAGCUGAUGAGCCUCUCCACCGCCAACGCCAAGAAGGACCCGAGCUGCAAGACGUGCAACAUCAGCGUG
Molecule: messenger RNA, 544 nt
Organism: Meleagris gallopavo (turkey)
Lineage: Eukaryota; Metazoa; Chordata; Aves; Galliformes; Phasianidae
Source: RefSeq, a predicted model, not a curated record